GGCUAUGGGCAGACAGAGGCACACUCAGAAACAGUGCGGCAGUUUGAGGACACUCCUCACAACUGUUGUUUUUCUCCCUCAUAAUCAAUUAAACGGAUAUUUCAUCACAACACGUAACUAAAUUGGCUGCAGAAACAUCACUUCUUCCACUAGGAAUCGAUGCAUCCAUUGCUGCAGGCCAGGCAGGGAAAGAGUUAAUUGCCUGGAUUGUUUUGGAAGCAGCAAGCUGUCGGAGAGGGAGAGAGAGAGAGAGAGAGAGUAAAGGGUGAGGAAGAGGAGAGGGCGAGGGCUGGCUGCAGUCUCUUUGCCUCGUGACGGCGUCUGCAGCGUGAGUUUGUUUACAUCCAUCGGCAGCAGACAGAGCGGAGCAGACGUCCUCGGGUUGUGAACUUCUGCUACUCUGUUUGGAAGAUCAUCAGGACUGAACCUGGAUCAGCUUACUUCCUCCUUUCCUUCAUCCCAUCCAUAAACUAGAGGUGAACUGCUUUCUGGAGCAGCUGUGGAUCGGCGCAGAAAGAGGGGCACAUCACAUGGGAGUGUGUGACUGCGUGCGUGAGGGUGUGUGUUCAGGCCUCCUGCCGUCGCCCGCUCUUCCCGGACAGGCAUGGCGGGGGGCAGAGAGCGAGGCUCCCGGACACAGAGGCCGUGGUCGGUGUACCGGGCCAACACGUUCGAGCUGUCCAAUGAGAUGAUCGGCCUGGCGCUCGCAGGAAAUAGUCAGGACCCAGAUGAGCCUGUGCUGGAGUUCAGCGUGGCCUGCACAGACCUGGUGACUCCUGCUUUGGAUCGAAAACCCAACAGCUUUGUAGCAGUGAGUUGCACGACUCCACCACAGGCCUUCUGGACCAAACACGCCCAGACUGAAGUCAUAGAGGGCACCAGUAACCCCAUCUUCCUCAGCAGCAUUGCCUUCUUCCAGGAGUCCAACAUCAACCAGCAGACCCAGGUCAAACUGGCCGUCUAUGACGUCAAGGACCGCUCGCAGGGCACGAUGUACAUGUUGGGCUCAGCACUUUUUCCUGUGAAGGAGUUGUUGCAGGAGAGGAGCCACAGAUUACAGCUGGAACUGAGAUCAGCAGAGAACGAGCGGGUGGGGAACGUCACCAUAGCAGCGUGGCAGAUGGAGGACAGGGCAGAUCAGAGGAUGCCGGGUGGCCGUCUGCCAGACAGCAUCAAUGGCCGGACAGUGCUGCCUGUUGAUGAGAGCCUCACAGAGUCGAUGGGAGUCCGGAUCAAGUACGCCUCGCUAUGCAAAGACACCCUGCUGCGCUCAGUGUUUGGAGGCACGAUGUCAAGGAUGUACCGCUUCCCCACGACUGAUGGGAACCACCUUCGGGUGCUGGAGCAGAUGGCCGAGAGCGUCCUGUCGCUAAACAUUCCCAGACAGUUCGUCAAACUGCUUCUGGAGGAGGACGCAGCCAGGGUCUGUGAGCUGGAGGAGUUGGGAGAGUUAUCCCCCUGCUGGGAGAAUCUGCGGCGACAGAUUGUCUCUCAGUACCAGACCAUAAUACUCACAUACCAGGAAACACUGUCUGACCUCAAUGACUACAGAGGUCCAUCAUUCAAAGCCAGUAACCUGAAGGCAGAGCGGAAGCUGGAGUUCAUGCCAACCAACCUACACGUUCAGAGGAUGAGGGUGCAGGAUGAGCUGGGGUUUGAACACACGUAUGAUGUGGUAACAAUCGGGGCUCCAGCUGCUCACUGCCAGGGUUUUAAAAACAGCGGUCUGAGGAAACUCAUCCAGAAGUUUGAGGAGGCAAAGAAACACGUAUUUGAGGAGGGAUGCAGCGCCCUCUCCAGCUCGCAGUCCAUCGUCUACAUACCCCAAGAUAUCGUCCGAGCCAAAGAGAUCAUCUCCCACAUCAACACGCUGAAGACUCAGGUCAGCUACUACGCCGAGAGGCUUUCCCGAGCCGCCAAGGACCGAUCGGCCAGCGGACUGGAGAGGACGCUCGCUAUUCUGGCUGAUAAGACUCGUCAGUUGGUGACGGUGUGCGACUGUAAGCUGCUGGCUUCAGCUAUUCAGGCCCUGAACGCAGCACGGCCCGAGUACAUCGCCUCCAAAUCGUCUCCUUCCGCCGACUCAGAACAAGUAGUCCUCCGUAACGACCAGGACACGCUGCUAGCCAAGUGGAGCGGUCGCAACAGCCGUUCCUCGCUGCACGCAGACUGGCACGAAGAGGAGUGGGAGAAGGUUUGGGUAAAUGUGGAUAAGUCUCUGGAGUGCAUCAUCGAGCGUGUUGACAAACUGCUUCAGAAAGAGAGGAGACCCAGCGAUGCCAGUCAGGACAGCGCCCAGAGUGACCUGCAGGGCAGCGGCACUAAGAAAGGUGAAGAAAAGAGACGAGCUUUCUGGAUCAACCCAGGAAGUAUGUCACAGGAAUCUCCAUCAUUGCCAUCAUCAUCAUCAUCAUCACCUCCACGAUCACCAUCACCACCACCAUCCUCUCCCUCUCUGUCCGCCCUCUCCUCUGCACGUCCUCGCAGCCCUGAACAAGAAUCCUAUGGAAGCCCCGGUGCUGAGGAGGCGUACCCAGGUGAGUGGAGCGAGGCGUUGUACCCCCUCCUCACCACGCUCACAGAGUGCGUCACCAUGAUGAGCGACAAGGCCAAAAAGUCCAUGGUCUUCUUGCUGAUGCAGGACAGCGCCCCGACGAUAGCCAUGGACCUGUCGCUGCAGUACCGCCGCGACGUCGUCUUCUGCCAGACGCUCACAGCUCUCAUCUGUGGCUUCAUUAUCAAACUGAGGAACUGUCUCCGUGACAACGGAUUCCUCCGACAGCUCUACACCAUCGGCCUGCUGGCUCAGUUUGAGUCCCUGCUCAGCACCUACGGAGAGGAGCUGGCCAUGUUGGAGGACAUGAGCGUCGGCAUCAUGGAUCUGCGUAAUGUCACCUUUAAGGUGACACAGGCCACCGGCAGCUCGGCGCCCGACAUGUUGCCCAUCAUCACUGGGAACCGCGAUGGCUUCAACGUCCGCAUCCCGCUGCCGGGAACCAUGUUUGACGCUUUACCGCGAGAGAUCCAGAGCGGCAUGCUGCUGAGGGUUCAGCCGGUGCACUUCAACGUCGGCAUCAACGAGCAGCAGACGCUGGCUGAGAAGUUUGGAGACACAUCCCUGCAGGAGAACAUAAACUUGGAGAGUCUGUCCAGGCUCAAUUCAUACUACGAACAGUUCAAAGAAGUCCUGCCUGAAGACUGCCUCCCGAGGUCUCGUUCUCAGACCUGCCUUCCUGAGCUGCUGAGGUUUCUAGGGCAGAACGUCCACGCCAGGAAAAACAAGAAUGUGGACAUCCUGUGGCAAGCGGCCGAGAUCUGUCGGCGGCUGAACGGGGUUCGUUUCACCAGCUGCAAAAGCGCCAAAGACCGCACGGCCAUGUCUGUGACCCUGGAGCAGUGCCUGAUCCUGCAGCACGAACACGGCAUGGCGCCGCAGGUCUUCACGCAGGCCCUUGACUGUAUGCGCAGCAUUGGGACAAGGGAGGGGGUGAUCCAGAAGAACCUGAGCGGCUUGCUGCCGGUGCGUGACUUCCGGCUGGACCCCAGCCUCCUGUACUCGCUGCCCCUGCUGGCCCUCAGCCCCAACCUCCUGGUGGUGUGGAUCUUCCUCAGCGUGGCCUAUUUCCUGGCCAAACUCCGCUGCAGCUGAACGGCCACCAGCAGCUCUCUGCGGGGAGCGACUGACUGAGUGCAAAACGUAACGCACGUCCACGUCCAACAUUUAUGAGGAGGGGUGGGAAAACCCCACACUGACUUCCGAGGGUGUUUGUGAAACUGUGCCACUGUCCUGUGAGUGUGUGUGUGUGUGUGUAACUCAUGCACACUAAUACUGUACAGUAUAUACACACUGUCCCACCCUGACCAAGGGCUUUACGCAACUAAUGCCCCAUCGAUCAAGGGCCACGCCCCUCUUUGGUUGUUUCUUUUCUUUUUUUCUCUCUCUCUUUCCAGCUUGGGAAAAACUUAUCAUGGUUGGCAAGUCUCAGUAUAGAUAUGAUGAUUACCUUCCAUAGAUUUGACAUUGAGACUACAUCCACAGUAAUCUGGCUAAAUGUAAAGAUUCAGUUUAUUUGUGUGUGUGUGUGUGUGUGUGUGUGUGUGUGUGUGUGUGUGUGUGUGUGUGCCUGUGUGUGCUUAGGUCGUAUUUACAAAGAUCUCAUCCACGCUGAAAGGCAGAAUUCUUUGGAAAAUCGUCAAAUCUUUUUCCUUUUCUUUCAACUGUGCAUCACAACUUCCAUGUGCUCAGUCCUCUGUACUGCCCCCUCCUGCUCUCAUACCCACUUAUACUGUGUUUUAAUACAAACUAAUGAUGUAGUUGGUCUGAUUCCCAUAUUGUUUCUGUUUCUGUCAGCGGUGAUAAUACAGUACAUUUACUCAAGUACAAUUUUGAGGUACUUUCUUGAGUAUUUGCAUUUUAUGCAAAUUUAUAAUUUUACUGCUCCACAUUUAUCUGAAAUAUGAGGUUAUUACUUAAAUAUGAUGCAUCAUAGAUUAAACUUCCCCAGUGUUUGAAGUCUCUCGAUCCAACCAGCUGUGUCAUUAAAGUGCUGCAUCAGUAAUAAUAUUACAAUAAUAUGAUAUAUAGCCUGUAGUAAUAUAACACCCUGAAAAGAGCCAUCUUGCCCAAUGAGUACUUUUACUUAAAAGUACAUUUUGCUGAUAAUACUUUUGUACUUUUACUUAAUGAUGAUAAAAAUAAUAUUCUUACACAACAUUAUUUCUACUUUAAGUAAAACCUCUGAACUUUACUGCCAUAUAACCCCCAGUCAUGACUGAACAUAGACGACAUCACACUUUUCCCCCAUCCACACAAAAGAGUUUUUUUGUAGAAAACGCCAAGUCUGUGUGAGAGAGAGAGAGAGAGAGAGACAGAAAGCUGUGUUCAAAUUCAGCCGGCUUAGUGUGAAUAUAGUCCCAGUCAUUUCAUGUGAUUGAUCCUCACAUAUAAAACAAUGUGGCCUAAGUAACAGCUGUAUUAAACAUCUGUUAAAUACAAAGACCAAAAUGUUCAGACUCUGAAAAAGGUCUGGAUGAUUAUAACAGUGUUCCUGUUCAGAGUGAAUAAGAAUAAGGAGGAAACUUUACAUCAAAUCUAAGUGGAUCUUCAUAUUUGUAGAGGACAGCGCCCUCUAAUGGGCAGAUUUUGCUCCACCCUUUAUGAUCGGUGUGACAGUGCGUGCUCUGCCUUAUAACACAAAGUGACAGUUUGUAUAUUUAUGAAAUUACCCCUGAGUUGUGAAUAUGUAUAAAAAAAAUAAGCAGACUGUUUGCUUUCAGGAAAGAGUUGUUGUUGAUAGUAGCUAUCAUGAUGGAAAAAUAUCUAAUUUAUACUUUAAGCUUUGCACAAACAGCUGGCUUGUUUCAUUUGUGCAAUACAUUUAGCUCGUUCGUUUAUCGUUGUCUUCCAUGUGUUAUUGCACUUUCCUUUGCAAGCUAAAGUGGAGGAAACAGAAGCUUUUAUUUGGUGCCAAAUUAAGCAAGUAUACUUUGGCUAAUAUAUCUAUAUUUUCAGGCAGUGUUUGCUCCUUUUAUUUCUUAAGGUCUUCCUGCUUUUCUAGACAGAAGGAGGUUGUUUGCUUCUUCUUCAGCCUGUGCACUUUCCAGUAGAUCUGGGUCAGUUAUUAAGUUUUCCCCUAUAUGACAAUAGUGGAUAAAUUGAGGACUAAAGAAUCUGAAAAUGUUGUUUUUAUAGUCAAAGAUAAAUGAAGUGAACUCAUAAAAACAUCAGCCAGACUAAGAUGAUUAUUCCAGGUCCAUUUCAAUGAAAAAUUUAUUUUCCUUUGCUGCAAACAAGAAGCCUUUUAAAUGCCUUGCAUACCUACCAUGAGCAGGCCAAAAACCCCAAGAAUGAGGCCCCGUGACAACAUGCAUGACUUAUUUCCUACAGACAAGGAGCUGUGUGAUUGAAGGGCAGUACGUGCAUUUUCCUGUGUAGCAAGUUGUAGCAGAAAACAGGCAAAUACCCCCCUUCAGCUUUACAUCUGCACACUGUGUCUGCACUGUUGUACUUUAGAGUUUUAGUGUGUCAGGAACCUGAGACCCUGCAGGCGGAACAAUAUCGUGGAAGAAAAAAGCUUCUCGUAAUCAAUGACGCGCUCCUCAGGUGUGUAGAGGUCUAAUCAACCAAUAUCAGGAAUCUUUUACUGCAGCAUCUGCAGCAAAAUGACAUCCAAAAACAAACAAGGAAUCAAAUGAAAGUCUACGAUAACUGUUCAUUCAUACAUUUUCGUUGCCAUUCCUGUGUUAGAAGAGGCAGGAUUUGCGGUCGCUUCCACAUUAUUCACAUCAGAUGCCGUUGGACUGUUCGAGCCUGGCUCAGCUGGUAUUUAUGGGUUCAGUUCAUUUGCAAAGGCUUUUACACUUUCCGUCUCCUGAGAUCACGUGUCAGGGCACCUUAUCAGAUGCAGUGAGUCAGUGAGUCGGCCCACGUCUGCUCUUCAGCUUUCAUGCCAAUGCAGUGAAGAUUAGCUUUGUCUUGCCAAUUGACAAAGUGAAAUCUUUGUGUUUUAGGAUGCAGUUUCUAAUUGGCUAAUGUUGGAAUGUAUGACUGUAGGAUAUUCAGGGGAAAUGUGUGUGAUUAUGCAGUGUAGUGCAGUUGUAUCUACACCCUUUAGAGCAUUUAUCUGUACCUGUUUACAUGUAUCCAGUUGUUGUUGUAACCACACACAAGACAAACCGGUACACAUCGCAGCUAUUAUAGUUAAUAUUAGCUUUAAAGUCGAGAUGUGUAGAGUGAAAAAACUGAUUUUAUCUGAUGGGGAAUGUGGCUCGUUCACUUUGUUGUAGUUAAGCUGUAAGAUGAAUGAAUGAGGAAUGUGUCGAGGUUUGUGCCAAAUGCUUUCGUCAGGUUUUUAUCAGGUAAAUUCAGGUUUGUAGGAUCUGUGUUUGCAAAGAGAUCCAGUCACAAUACAUGUGAUGUAUUUGUCUGAAUCCAGUUCACUCCCUGUUAAGUUUAUGUAUCCUAGAAACGAGUGAAAAAGGCAGUAUCAUGAUCCAGGUAGAAAUGUCUUUUUUCCUAAACGGGUAUUAAGUGAGGGAGGGGAAAUAUUGGCUAUCUUCAGGAUUCAUUGGUCAGAAGAAAUGUAUAUUUGCUGAUUUUUGUUAUAGAAGCAUUUACAUCUCUGUUGGUAAUAUUGUGUAGCUUAACUGCUUACAUCUCAAAGGAGGCACAUUGGGUCAGGGUUAGUUAUCCCUCACUACAUAUUUGUUUUUUUUAAUUAAUUUUUUUUCGGAAUAUUGUGUUUGUGUUGAAACUCUUGUUUAGAGCUACCUCUGUGAGACAGACGUUAGAGUAUAUGUUGAACUUGGAAUAUAAUAAAUACAUCAAAUAUACAUAUAUAUAUAUAUAUAUGUAUAUAUAGAUAAAUGCAUAAUCACUAAAUGACAUGAGGGUUGGAUGUGAGGAAAUGGUGGUUGUUUUAUAUGAAAUGUUGAAGAUGUGUUCAAGAAUAAGUCCCAGUGAAAUCAUAAUUUCAAUUUCCAAUACACUUAUGAUUAAUUCCCCAUAUUCAUGAGUGUAAUUACACUAAAGUGCUUCCACAAAUAUUUAUAAAAAACAUUAUAUCAUUGACCUUAUAGAGAAACAUCUCAAUUUUGCCAGUUUUCUUUUCUUUCUUUCUUUUUUUUAUUCUUAGGAGUCCAGAUAUAUCAGAGAAUAUAUUUGUACCACUGUAUAUAAGAAUUGUAUUUAAAUGCUUGUAUUGCUAAUGUUUGCCAAUAUAUAUAUAUAUAUAUAUAUAUAUAUAUAUAUAUAUAUAUAUAUAUGGAGGCCAGCAUAUAUAUAUAUUGUCUUAAGUUAAUCCAAAGCAGAGUAUAAAUAUAUAUAUAAAUCUAUACAAUGUGAUUACUAUGCUUGUGCCAUAACAGUCAUGCUGGCGUCACUUUAUAUCACAGCUCAAUAUGUCUGUGUGAUUACUGAAAGAUUUUUUUUGUAUUUUUUUGUUCGUCACAACUACGAACUGUUCAUUUAAUUAUACUAAACUGUUGACAUACUAGCAGUUUGCAUGUACUUUUAAACCCCUGGCCCUUCUUGUUGAUUUAAAUUAUGUUAAUAGGAUCAUAAAUACUAACUGCAAACUGUUAUUAUGUUAAAAGGGAAGUUAUUGCAUUUGCACUAAAUGUACCACGAACCCAAGAAAACCUCCACUCUGUGUCCUGAAAGCCGCUGUCCUCCUGUAAUAAAUGUUUUCUGCCUCCACCUGCAGGAUAUAAA
Molecule: messenger RNA, 8212 nt
Organism: Seriola aureovittata
Lineage: Eukaryota; Metazoa; Chordata; Actinopteri; Carangiformes; Carangidae
Product: inositol polyphosphate-4-phosphatase type I A-like
Exons: 28
Coding region: 605-3649 (1014 amino acids)
Cellular component (GO): cytoplasm
Molecular function (GO): phosphatidylinositol-3,4-bisphosphate 4-phosphatase activity
Source: RefSeq, a predicted model, not a curated record